AUGGUUAGCAUUACAUUUAAAAAUUUUAAAAAAGAAAAAGUGACUCUAAAUUUAGAUCUUUCAUUAACUGUUCUCGAAGCUAAAAAUGAAUUAGCACAAAAUCAAUCAUGCGACUCUGAACAAAUCAAAUUAAUCUUUUCUGGGAAAGUUUUACAAGAUACUAAAUCUUUAAAUGAAUCUGGCUUAAAAGAUGGUGAUCAAGUUAUUAUGAUGAUCUCAAAGAAAAAAUCUACAAUUACAAAAGUUACUGAAGCACCUGCCGCUACCACUGUUAAUACCAGUGAAGCUCCUGUUACACAGACGAAUACUACUACUGCAGAUGUAGAGAAUACUCCAGUAGCAGAAAAUGCCAAUGCGACUCCUGCAGUUGGUACUACUGGUACAGAAGCUGUUACUGACGAAAAUGCUUCAUCUACAGGAUUUGUUGUUGGAACUCAAAGAAAUGAAACUAUAGAAAGAAUAAUGGAAAUGGGUUACGAAAGAGAUCAAGUCGAAAGAGCAUUAAGAGCUGCCUUUAACAAUCCAGAUAGAGCUGUGGAAUAUCUUUUAAUGGGUAUCCCUGAAAAUUUACAACGUGAUACUCAACCACAACAAUCUACAGAGACUAAUGCUUCAACUACUGAAGUUCAAGCUGAAUCUACCGCAAUGGAUGAAACAAAUGAUGAUAAUGCAGAAGAUGAUCUUUUCGCUCAAGCAGCUCAAGGUUCGGGAAAUGGUGCUAGUAGUGCUUCUGCCGCUACAGGUGGUGUAGGUUCAAGUGGUAUUGGUGGUCCAGGUGCAGUUGCAGGUCCAAAUGGCGGUCAAAGUUCAAUCGGUCUUACAGGUGAAGAUCUUCUUUCUUUAAGAGAAGUUGUCUCAGGUAAUCCAGAAGCAUUGGCCCCAUUGCUAGAAAAUUUAUGUACAAGAUAUCCUCAAUUACGUGAACAAAUAAUGGCUAACCCAGAAGUCUUCAUUUCAAUGUUACUAGAAGCUGUUGGAGAUAAUUUGCAAGAUAUUGCUAAUUUAGAAGAUAGUGAUUUAGGUACUGCACAAACUGAAGGUCAAAUCGAAGGUGCCGAACAAGCUCCUCCAUUUAACUUAGAAAUGUCCGAAGAAGAUGAACAAGCUGUCUCUCGUUUAUGCGAACUAGGUUUUGAACGUACAUUGGUUAUCCAAGUAUAUUUCGCAUGCGACAAGAAUGAAGAGAUUGCAGCUAACAUGUUAUUCACUGAUUAUCAAGAAUAG
Messenger RNA from Maudiozyma saulgeensis, 1224 nucleotides. NCBI's taxonomy places the organism in Eukaryota, Fungi, Ascomycota, Saccharomycetes, Saccharomycetales, Saccharomycetaceae. The record is from the annotation of a GenBank genome assembly.